CAACAUGUUUGAUAACCGGUGCUACUUAAUGACUAAUAGGAACAAUUUUUACGUAGGUGUUUUAAACCAUUAUGAUGACAGUCUGUAAACGUGCAUGCAGUAUGUAAGUCCAAAUUUCAACAACUUAGUGUUUUAGAAAUUUCAAAGAUAGGUCUGAAGCACAAUCUAUAAGUAUAAGUUGCAUUCACGAACCACCUGCAACAGUGCAACUUUAAAUUUAAUAUAGGACGUUAGGUAAGCCUAACUUACUUUACGUCAAAUGCAUCUGUUGAGAACUGAAAGGGAAAGAGAAACGAAGUUAUUAACUAGUAAACUACAUUCGUUUAAGCUUAAAGAACUAUAGAAAUUUAAAAACGCUUAGGAUAGCCAAUGGAGAUAAAAAAUGGUUCAGCAUUAAAGAAAACAGCAAGGAAGACAUGGCAAGUACAUGCACCACAGAAUGUAAAUUGGAAUUCUGUCCAUCUCUUACGUUACCAUCUUGCAGAAGAAGGCUGUAAAGAAAGUCAAGUAUCUGUAGCAAAGAACUUAUUAAGUGACUCUGCCAGAGGAAACGAUUGUGAAAGUGCUGAGAUUGCUGUCUAUUGGCUUCUUCGGGCAGCAGUUGAAGAGCAUGAAGAGGCACGAGAGUUAUUGGAUGAAUGUUAUAAAAGUGGGAUAGGAAUUACAGAGAAAAAUCGAGAAAAAGUAGAGAAUUGUUUAGGAAGGUCACAAAAUGAAAAAGCAGCAAAUAAAAUUGGUAGCAAACUGUUCAGCUCAGUGGCAGGAUACUUGUGUUCAGAAGCCAUCUCCUUAAGAUACUUCAAAAUGAGAGUGGAUAGGUUGAAAAUUGAAGGAUGUUGUGAUGUUCAAGAGCAUUUGAAUGAACAGUUCCCAGAGGAAUUUCCCGAAUUUGCUAAAGGAACGAAUGCCAUUGACGAGGCAAAAUAUGUUACUAAAAAGAAUGUGAUUGAGUGUACUCUGAAAUGCUUGCGAUCAGAAAAUCCAACUAUAGAUCUUCACAAUGCAAUGGAUUCUUUAGCACCAUCUCAUUUUAUAUUCAAAGUAAUAAAUGUACUGAAGAACAUAUUGAAAAUUGCUUUUGAAAAUAUCAAGAAAGAAACUAAGACCUACUUAUUUCCUGCCACAUUUUUACUCUCCCUCAGCUUCCUCUUUAUUUUAAAUGAACUUGUUGGAGUAUAUCAUAUCAACUCAACAAAACAAGUUGGGGAUGUAUUCUUUGCAUUAGGUGUCUUGGCUUGUUUAGGAAUGAUUUCAGCAACUUCUAUCAUUUUAAAGUUAAACAGUGGCUUUUAUAAUUUAAAUGAAUGGCUUCAAACACUGUUGAUAAUAGAACCACAGUUGCCAGCAAAUGAUAUUGUAACUAAGUAUGAACGAAAGAAAAUUUUGCCAUUUGUAUGUUUUGUGUUUUGCCUUAUGGUAUUCAUUACUUUAAUUCCUUACAGCAUGAAUGUAUUUGUUACCACAAAUGUACUGUUUUUGUGUGCUGGAGUUCUCUGCACUACUAUGGUGAUGUGUAAUGAGCAAUCAGAACUUGGGUAUACUUCGUCAUCUUAUAUCAAGAUAUCAUAUGUAAUUCAUGCCAUUUUUUCUCUCUGUAAUUUAGGCUAUUGGAAAAGAUUAACUAUGGGUUGGUGUGAUUAUUUUGAACUUGUGCCAUAUAUGGAACUGGGUUUACAUUUAAAAAUUUAUUUGAACUUUUUCAGACUUUUAAGUGGUAUUUUUCUGAUAAUUUUGUAUAUUUCCUUGGGAAAAAGUAGAAAUUGUAAGGGUUUUUUACAGAUAUUGGUACCGCAUUUAAUUACAGUUGCAUGGUUUUCUGUCACAAAACUUGUUAUACUUGAGAAUGAGUUAGAGCUUCAUCAUGGUACAUUAGGGUUCCUGUCUUGCUUUGUUAUUUUAAUGCUUACCACAAUAACUGGAAUUUUUUGGAAAUUAAUAACAGCUGGUAUUGUCAUUUGUGCUCUUUUUAUGACCAGUUUUUCAUUUUAUACUAGUACUUUCCUUAUUCUAGCUGCCUUGUACAAACCAAGUAAAUUUGUUUUCAUGGUUUUGAAUAAGAGUUCUAAGUACAGAGAGAAGUAUGGCUUCUUAAUUUUUUUUAUUCUUACAGCAGUUAGUACCUUGAUAACACACAAUCACAUUUUACCAACUUCGGGUGUGGUACUCCCCUGGGAUGACUAUAUUCAUGUUUGUCACCAGCCAGCAUGGGAUAUCACAAAUAUGGCAGAGGUUGAAAUAGGUUGUAGCCAGUUUGAAGGAGUUGGAAUAACUGGAGAAGGAAUUGUUAAUUUUGUUAAUGUAGCAAGGAAAGUAAACAGAGUGAAAACUUUAGUGUCUUUGCUUCCCAGAUGUGUUGCUAAUUAUAUAGAAUGUUUCAUUGGAAACCAUUUUGUAUGUGAUGAAGCAACAUUUGCACCAAUGGAAUUUGAAAGGUGCCAUUUAUUUGCUUCACAUAAUAUUUCUUGGUGUGACUUGGAAAAUUGGACUAGUUACCAGUUUCAAGUAACUCUGAAAAUGAGCUCUGUAAAGAUGUUUACAGAGCUGAUCCUGGAAGUGGAUAAUCAUUGCAAAGACUUUAUAGUUAACUUAAGAAGAGGACAUGUUUUAAGCAUCAGUGGAAUAUUGCAUACAAAUGUUGGAAAACGAAAGCCACAUCUUUGGCUGUACUCAGCCAAUUGUACUAAUUGUCAAAAAGAAUUGUCAUGUAGCAAAAUUACAAAUGGGAUAUAUGCACAAUGGAACAAGUCUUUUGAGUUGUUAAUGGCUUUUUUUACAUUUCCCAUAGUUUCUUAUGUUAAGUAAUUUCUCUAGAUGUAGUUUUGUGAAAUACAGA
Molecule: messenger RNA, 2833 nt
Organism: Limulus polyphemus (Atlantic horseshoe crab)
Lineage: Eukaryota; Metazoa; Arthropoda; Merostomata; Xiphosura; Limulidae
Gene: wfs1
Product: wolframin-like
Exons: 1
Coding region: 370-2802 (810 amino acids)
Biological process (GO): calcium ion homeostasis; endoplasmic reticulum unfolded protein response
Cellular component (GO): endoplasmic reticulum membrane
Source: RefSeq, a predicted model, not a curated record